This is a messenger RNA of Brassica rapa (field mustard), 2329 nucleotides long. RefSeq names its product cyclin-A3-4. Lineage: Eukaryota; Viridiplantae; Streptophyta; Magnoliopsida; Brassicales; Brassicaceae. Gene Ontology annotation, biological process: mitotic cell cycle phase transition. Gene Ontology annotation, molecular function: cyclin-dependent protein serine/threonine kinase regulator activity. The record is from RefSeq and is a predicted model, not a curated record.
CUAGCAGACAAUUCAUUUCAGGGGAGCCUCUUAGCAACUUCACUAACGAUCCAAUGAUAUUCGCCUUUGAAUAGAUGUUCAGUCGAGGUUUGGCAGGAUAGCAAUUACGUGCGAACAGUCUUUCCGGGAAAGUCGGCGUGGUGACAAUAAAUUCCGGCUCGGUGGAUGCAGCUUCGUCUUGUUCAGUGGAUGCAGCUUCUUCUUGGUCGGUUGAUGCAGGUUCGUCUACUUCUGACUCCGUUGUCAUUACUGAAAUACAAUGACCAAAUCCAGACAUUUACCCAACGCUAUAUUUUUAAAAACUUUUCCCAAAGAAUUUCACAGCGGAGCUUAGCGAAAGGAGAUACCUUCAUAACGAGUUCUAGUUUUGCCUUCUCGGAGAAUUUUCUUGGGAAUUGCUUCUCUAUCACUGGCGGAUUGACUACGAGUCACCCUCCUCGAGGGCGUUACGCUGGACGGGGAUACCAUGCCGAUCUGGGUUCAGUCGAGGGUGGUUCUUAUGUGAGAAUCUUCUUAUGUUUGGUUCUCAAUUGCAGUUGUUUAGAGGUGGUUCUGGUAUAUUUUGAUGGGAUGUUUUUGUUUUUCUAAUUUUUAAUUUUUUUUUGCUUUUAUUAGGUCUUUUUCUGAUUUUUUAAAUAAAAAAAUAAGUGGUGGCACGGUCGUAAUAUCAAGAACCACGCGCGCCCUCUGUCGAUAUUUCACACUUUUCGAAAAGGCGAUUUGCCCAAUUUGCUAAUUUAAACUUGAGGUGUCCAAACUCCCUAAUAUCAAACUUGCGAUUUGCCCAAUUUGCCAAUUUUUUCUUUUAUACUUUUAUAUGGAAAUACCCGAACAUCCGAAAUAUCCGACUCGUAUUUGAGAAAAGGAAAAGCUGCGUGACCUAAAAAAAAAAGAACUCGAUCACUCCCCCAAGGAAAUGGCGCUUUUACACUUUUCCAUUUCAUUUACAUUUCUAUAUUCAAUCCAAUCUGUCUCUCCUUUUCUCGCAAUCUCCUCCCCCCACUCUCUCCUACCACACACACUGAGAAACCAUGUCGGAGAACACGAGGAUGACGAGGGCGGCGGUGAAACGAAAAGCCUCCACAGCGUUUGCGAGGGCGGACGAAAUCACAGUUAGCAAGAAGAGAGUUGUUCUCGGAGAGCUUACCAAUGUCGCUGUACCGAAUCAGGAAAGAGAGAUCCACAAGCCUAAAUCAACUCUCAUCCCCGCCAAGAAACAGACGAAGCAUGCUCCCAUACCUCCUCCUCCACCCGCCCUGGAUUUCGAAUCUGGAUCCGUCGAUCCUCAGAUGUGUGGACCUUACGUCGCCGACAUCUGUGCGUAUCUCCGCGAAAUGGAGGGGAAGCUGAAACAAAGACCUCUACAUGAUUAUAUCGAGAAGGUUCAGAAUGAUAUAACGCCUAGCAUGAGAGGGGUUUUGGUGGACUGGUUAGUUGAAGUUGCCGAGGAAUACAAACUUGUCUCCGACACACUCUAUCUCACUGUCUCUUAUGUCGAUAGAUUCUUGUCUGCAAAGCCUAUUCACAGGCAGAGGCUUCAGCUUGUUGGAGUUUCUGCUAUGCUUAUUGCGUCUAGGAAAUACGAAGAGAUAAGUCCUCCUAAAGUGGAAGACUUUGUGUACAUCACUGAUAAUACGUUUACAAGACAAGAUGUGGUGUCCAUGGAGGCAGAUAUACUUCUUGCUCUGCAGUUUGAGUUAGGAUGUCCAACCAUUAAAACGUUCCUAAGACGGUUCACAAGGGUUGCUCAAGAGGAUUUCAAUGAGUCACUAUUGCAGAUAGAGUUCCUCUGUUGCUAUCUCUCAGAACUGAGUCUGUUGGAUUAUACCUGCGUGAAGUUCUUGCCAUCUCUUUUGGCUUCUUCUGCUGUCUUUCUUGCCCGGUUCAUCAUCCGUCCAAAACAACACCCUUGGAAUCAAAUGUUAGAAGAGUACACAAAAUACAAAGCGUCUGAUCUGCAACAAUGUGUGGGUAUCAUUCAUGACUUGUAUCUAAGCAGAAGAGGGAACGUUCUUGAAGCUGUUAGAAAUAAAUACAAGCAACAUAAGUUCAAGUGUGUUGCAACCAUGCCUGUUUCACCUGAACUGCCUCUUGCUUUCUUUGAGGAUGUUACCAUCAGAGACUUGAAGCCUUGUGUUGGAAGUUGUUAGUGCCUGGAUUUGGGUUUGUAUAUAACUGCCAUUAGAGUCGGCAGUUUAGUAUUUUUUUUUUUGCUAAAAGUAGUCAAGAAAUUCCUUUUUGGUUGGCCAUUUAUUUCAAUGGCUGACUAUGAGCUGUUUGAUUGUUUUGUUUUUCUGCUUUUGUGCGAUGUAAAAGCCUCUUUAGAUCA